Molecule: messenger RNA, 3400 nt
Organism: Ficedula albicollis (Collared flycatcher)
Lineage: Eukaryota; Metazoa; Chordata; Aves; Passeriformes; Muscicapidae
Gene: ELP2
Product: elongator acetyltransferase complex subunit 2
Exons: 22
Coding region: 1-2358 (785 amino acids)
Biological process (GO): tRNA wobble uridine modification
Cellular component (GO): elongator holoenzyme complex
Molecular function (GO): protein binding
Source: RefSeq, a predicted model, not a curated record
AUGGGUAUCAGCGACACGAUCUCUGAUACUCAGCUCUGGGCUGAGGUGGAAUCCGCUUGGCGAAGGGUCCAGAGGGUGGUUGUAGAGACUUCUGAAACAGAGUUAAUUUCUGGUGGCUCUGAUAAACAACUUAUUCUUUGGGAAUGGAAAGAUACAGUAACAUGGAAUAAUCAGCUUGUGAAAAGCAUUCCUCUCAAAGGCCACACAGAAGCUGUUUUUGCUGUGGAUGCUGUCUACCAGUCAGAUGAACCUGAUUUAAAUCUGCUAGUAGCUUCUGCAGCCUCUGACUCUACUGUGAGAAUCUGGUCUCGGCAUGGUUCAGAAGCUAAAUGCAUUGAAAUUCUGCAGUUUGGAAAUGGAUUUGUUAUGGAUGUCUGCUUAUCCUUCUUGCCUGGCAGCGAUGUACCAAUACUGGCUUGUGGUGGUGAUGACUGCAAAAUAAGUUUGUUUAUACAGCAGAAUGGUCAGUUUCAGAAAACAUUAGUACUCCCCGGCCAUGAAGAUUGGAUAAGAGGCGUUGAGUGGGCAGUCUGUGGUGAAGACCUUUUCUUAGCAAGCUGUGCUCAGGACUGUUUGAUAAGAAUUUGGAAAGUAUGUACAAAAUUAAAGCAACUUCCAGAAACUGAAGAUGAUUCCAUAAAACUGAAAGAGAAUAUUUUUACUGUUAAAGAUGCUGACACAUCAUAUGCAGUUUCUUUGGAGUCUGUGUUGGCUGGUCAUGAAAACUGGGUGUAUGCAGUUCACUGGCAACCUUCAUUAUCCAAAGAUGGCAGCAUGCAACAACCAAUGAGGAUAUUAUCUGCAUCAAUGGACAAAACUGUAAUCAUCUGGGAACCUGAUAAAGAAUCUGGAGUCUGGCUAGAACAGGUACGUGUAGGUGAAGUGGGUGGCAAUACUCUUGGAUUUUUUGACUGCCAGUUUAGUCCAGAUGGUUCAAUGAUCAUUGCUCAUGCUUUUCAUGGAGCACUACACCUUUGGAAACAGGCUACAGUUAAUAAGAAAGAAUGGACUCCAGAAGUUGUGAUUUCAGGACAUUUUAACAGUGUAGAGGAUGUAAAGUGGGAUCCAGAAGGAGAGUUUAUCAUCAGUGUGGGCUCUGAUCAAACUACGAGGCUCUUUGCUCCAUGGAAAAGGAAGGAAGAGACAGAGGUAACCUGGCAUGAAAUUGCCAGGCCUCAAGUACAUGGGUAUGACCUGCGCUGUCUGGCAAUGAUCGGCCGGUUUGAGUUUGUGUCAGGGGCAGAUGAAAAAGUGCUUCGAGUUUUUCGAGCUCCCAAGAAUUUUAUAGAAAAUUUCAGUAACAUCACUGGUAUCCCAAUGGAGAAACUCUGCUCCCGUCAGUCAUCUGAUCUUCCAGAAGGUGCAACUGUGCCAGCUUUGGGAUUAUCCAAUAAAGCUGUUUUUGAAGGAGAUAUGGCUGUUCAACCAGAUGAGGAUGAAGAAUCAUUUAAUGCCAUUUCGAAUCAGUAUCCAGAGAUUUAUUUUCAGCCCUUGAUCCUUACAGAACCUCCACCAGAGGAUCACUUGCUGCAGAAUACCUUGUGGCCUGAAAUUCAGAAGUUAUAUGGACAUGGAUAUGAAGUUUUUUGUGUUGCUUGCAAUAAUUCAAACACUGUAAUUGCUUCAGCAUGUAAGGCUUCCAAAAAAGAACAUGCAGCAAUUAUUUUGUGGAGCACUACUUCUUGGAAGAAACUGCAGAGUUUGUCUUUUCACAAUCUGACUGUUACUCAGCUGGCAUUUUCUCCUGAUGACAGCUUUUUACUAGCUGUUUCUAGAGACAGGAAUUGGUCACUGUGGAGGAAACAAGAUUCCUCAGAGUCAGGACCAGUCUUCACUUGCUGUGCAUACACAGAUAAAAAUACAGCUGUUCACAGUCGAAUCAUUUGGUCCUGUGAUUGGACACCAGAUAGCAAGUAUUUUAUUACUGGUAGUCGGGACAAAAAGGUCAUUAUCUGGGGCCAGUGUGAUUUGUCAGUGAUUACUGAAGGGAAUGAGCUGGAUUCAAUCAAGCCUUGUUCAACAGUCCUGGAUGCUGGGGAUUCUGUAACUGCUGUUGGUAUCAGCCGUGUGCUUACUCCUGAUGGAAGAUAUAUUGUUGCAGUAGGCUUAGAGAAUGGGAAGAUUAUCUUCUACACAUGGAAGCAAAGUGGGAAAGAACCAGCACUGACUGACUGGACCACAAGUGUUGAGAUAGAUAACAGCCAAAGUCAUGCUCUUGCUGUGAAACGCUUGUGUUGGAGACAUCAUGCAGGGAGAGCCGGACAUAAUGAUGAGAACAGCAGCAAGUGGUUGCAGCUUGCAAGUUGUGGAGCCGAUCACAGUGUUAAAAUAUUCAAUGUCAACAGAUUUGCUCUUUAGCAAAGACAGCAGGCCUGUUUGUGCCAAACAGAUUCACAGCAUUUUAUUUCAACUUCUAGCCACUUUGAUUAUUGAAUUUUCUGUUUUCUGCUGUGGAAAGUAAAAUAUCUGACAUGUAAUUUAUUAAAGCAACUUUGGUGGAAGUUUGAAAUGUCAAAUAGUUUUCUAAUGCUGCAGUUCUGGGAGCAGGAAGUGUAUGCUUUGUUUGGUGAAUAUCCUGGAACUGAGGGAUGGGAGCUGGGGUAGGGCACAGGAGGAUAGUGAGAGAGCUUUGUUCACUGUGACUUGAAGGGUAGGUGGGAAGCUGCUGAUACUUGGGUUCUUCUGUGCUUGAGAUUCCACCUGGAGUACUGAAUUUUUUUUAAACUCCUCUUGCUUUUAAACUUAACUGUUGAUGGGCCUACCAGUGCUGCCAGUGUGUGUUCUGGCAUGUGCAGCCAGAGAUCAGAGUUAAACAUGAAGCUUUCUCUGAUUGCCUUUGAAUGUGUAUUACACAUUCAGGGCUGAGCAGGGCUGAAUUCAUGCUUCUUGGUCAAGUGAAGCUUAAAGCUGAACUCAGAGACCACUUAAAUUUUUCUAGUGUUUCCCCUGUGAGCCCUCUCUGAGCAAAGUGUGAUAGAAGAGCCACCUCUGAGACUGUUGGAGGGCUGUCCUCUACAGUUUGGACUGGAAAAGCUUAUGAAUAUAACUAGGAAGGAGCUAAAAGGAGACAGCCAUUCCUUACAAUGCCCUUGGGCAUUGUGCAUCAGCAGGUCUGUAUCUGGUUCCAAAGUCUAGUUUAGAAAUUGGUAAAAUUUUGAGAGUGAAAUUGUUAUUCCAGAACUGCUUGCUACCUGUAACUGGCAGUGCAGAGGUAACUGAAAUUGUGUUUAACUUUUUACUGUGUUGGAUAUUUAGAUUAAGAGUGUAGCUCUUUCAGAGUGGGCUGUACUGUUUUCAGAAUAAUUAUGUUUUAUGCCUUGAAAGGUUUUGUAUUUUAGCUCUUCAUUUUCAGUUCUAUUUUUCAGCUAUUAAAAAAAAAUCUUUAAAAUGGGGACAGAGG